ACCUGCCAGUGUUCUAUCAUCAGUUGUCCUUGUGUGUCUGUAUCUGUAGAUGUUAGUAUAACUCCUGUAUGAGUCUCCUGGUGCUGUUGCUAGUUGUGGAGGCGGUUUUCUGGUGCGUACACUUGCUGCAGUCCCUGUCGUGCGGUGAGGUGUCAGUAUGAUACGUGUGGAUACUCCGGAUGACUGGGGGAAGCCCAUGAGCACCCUUGAGAGUGAUAAGAAGAAAGGUUACAUCUUGUCCAGCGCUGACGACCCCAUCAUGUCCACCAUAUCCAAGAGAAAACGGCGAGCAGAGGAGUCGCUAGAUUCCGUCUACUACGACAAACAGCCACUGGCCCACUACACCCCAGCACCCUUUUCAGAGGAACUGCCUCCCUGUCUGGAGCCUUGGAGGAGAGUCACUCGGGAGGAGGCACUCUCAGGCAGAGUGACGAGACCCAUCAGGGUGUAUGCAGAUGGCAUCUAUGACCUGUUCCACGCCGGCCAUGCGCGGGCCCUCAUGCAGGCCAAGAACCUGUUCCCUAACACUUACCUGAUCGUGGGAGUGUGCAGUGAUAACCUAACCCACAGCAUGAAGGGCUACACGGUUCUGUCAGAGACGGAGAGAUACGAGGCGCUGCGCCACUGUCGCUACAUCGACGAGAUUGUCCGAGACGCGCCCUGGACAUGCACAUCCGAGUUUCUGGACGAACACAGAGUUGAUUUUGUUGCCCAUGACGACAUCCCCUAUGGCGCGGCGGGAACAGACGACGUGUACAAGGACAUCAAGGCCAAGGGCAUGUUCAUGGCCACCCAGCGGACAGAGGGCAUCUCCACGUCCGACAUCAUCACGCGGAUAGUUCGCGAUUACGACACCUACGUCCGGAGAAACCUGGCAAGGGGCUACUCUGCUAAGGACCUCAACGUGUCCUACAUUAAUGAGAAGAAGUUUGCUAUCCAGAACCGAGUGGACAGAGUGAAGGACAAGAUGAAGAGGGUGGAGUCUAAGACGAAGCAGGUUGUGCGGAACAUUGAGGGGAAGAGCCACGAGCUCAUCCAGAAAUGGGAGGAGAAGUCUCGCGAAUUUAUUGGCAACUUCCUGGAGUUCUUCGGUGCUGACGGAACAUGGAACACGUUCUGGAGGGACGGCACGUCUAUAAUCCGGCAGGCGCUGUCCCCGCCGGCCAGCCCCAGCAGGUCCCCCCCAGACUCCCCGUCCUCGUCACGCAGCACGGAGGGCUUCGACGGGCUGGAGGGGGCGGAGGGCGGAGACCCGGGCGCGGGGGGCAGCGGGAUAGAGUUCAGCGAUUCUGACUCCGAGGAGGACUGAGCUGUAACAAUUACAAUUAACUAUCCUGGUGUCUGUUCUAGGCUAACUUCUAGCCCUGGUUCAAUUGCUUAUCUUCUCAGAAUAGUCUGGACCCAAACACACACAAGCUUAAGGAAUCAUGACCUGGUAUCUACCCUAGUGUAGUUCUGGUUGGAUCUUCUGAUAAUUUCUUCUAAAAAUAGUCUGGACCCUGACACACACAAAGAAUCAUAGCCUGGUAUCUAUGGGGACUGAGCCAUAACAGUUACCUAACCUGAUGUCUGUUCUAGCUCUGGUUCAAUCUCUAACCUUCUCACAAUAGUCUGGACCCAAAAACACAAGAAAUCAUAGCCUGGUAUCCAUCUUAGUCUAGUCUUGGUUUAAUCUUUCCUAUCUUUAGAACAGUUGGAUCGAGUUCAGUGAUUCUGACUCUGACGAGGAUUGAGCUAAUUAACCUGAUCAUGUCUGUUCUACAUGUAGCUCUGGUUCGAUCCCUAACCUUCUCACAAUAGUCUGGACCCAAGCACACACACAGAAUCAUAGUCUAGCUCCAGUACAGUUCAAUCUUCCAAUCUUCAGAACAGCGAUUUUGAUUCUGACUGAGAAGGAUUGAUCCAUAACAAUUACCUGGUAUCUGUUCUAGUCCUGGUUCAAUCGCUACUCUCUGGACACAAAAACACACAUCAGUAAUGGACCUAUACCAUUAUUACGUCACAGUUUGUUUACCGCAAUGAAUGCCGGUCAAUCAAUGUUUAUA
Messenger RNA from Branchiostoma belcheri (Belcher's lancelet), 2045 nucleotides. Its product is annotated as choline-phosphate cytidylyltransferase B-like. The transcript has 8 exons. Gene Ontology annotation, molecular function: choline-phosphate cytidylyltransferase activity; phosphatidylcholine binding. Gene Ontology annotation, biological process: CDP-choline pathway. NCBI's taxonomy places the organism in Eukaryota, Metazoa, Chordata, Leptocardii, Amphioxiformes, Branchiostomatidae. The coding region runs from base 158 to 1309 and encodes 383 amino acids. The record is from RefSeq and is a predicted model, not a curated record.